Messenger RNA from Morone saxatilis (striped sea-bass), 986 nucleotides. Its product is annotated as intestinal mucin-like protein. The record is from RefSeq and is a predicted model, not a curated record. The transcript is spliced from 6 exons. NCBI's taxonomy places the organism in Eukaryota, Metazoa, Chordata, Actinopteri, Moronidae. Bases 295 to 792 code for a protein of 165 amino acids. Gene Ontology annotation, cellular component: extracellular matrix.
ACAGCGCCAUCAGGAGCGGGAAAACCAUCAGGAACAACAACAGCGCCAUCAGGAGCGGGACAACCAUCAGGAACAACAACAUUUGAGUCUUUCCAACCGGGGCCAUGCCAGGAGUGUUAUUGUGGCCCCAAAACUGAUGUGGUUACCAAGCUGCCUAUCAUUGUCUGCAAGCCCAUAGUCUGCAACACAUACUGCACCGAAGGUUAUGAAUAUCAGACUGUAGCUGGCAAGUGCUGCGGGACCUGUGUUCAGAACAAAUGUAUUUUCAGAGCACCUGACAACACAACGCACAUCAUGGAGGUCAACGCCACUUAUGUACUGCCGAGUGACAAGUGUGUGCACUAUACCUGUGAGGAGAUCAAUGGACAGUAUGUUACCAAGGAGACCAAAACCACGUGCCCACCCUACCAUCCUGAGGACUGUGAAACUGGCACCGAGACAACUGACGCUAACGGAUGCUGCAAAUCCUGCAAGAUACGGAACAUCUGUGAGGUCAAGAGUAAGCAGACGGUCAUCGAGGUGAACGGCUGUACGAGCGUGCAGUCCGUCAACCUGACGUUCUGUGGCGGACAGUGCGGAAGCUCGUCCAUGUAUUCUGCAGCAGCUAACAUGAUGAUGCACCAGUGUGAGUGUUGCCAAGAGGCCACCACCAGUCAGAAGCAGGUGCAGCUGUCCUGCGCCGAUGGCUCCAAGGUCCAGCACAGCUACACCAUGGUGGAGACGUGCAGCUGCAACAAAGCAGAGUGUGUGGGGGGGACAACGUCCAAACCACAGCGCCGCAGGAGACGCUGAUUGACUACUUAGUGUUUGACACCGGACUGAAACCUGACAAGCACUUAAGCUUUUUAACCUUCUUAUUCUCAGAUUUUAUUAUUUAUAGCCCGACAUGUGCUUUUGCAGUGUUGCAACAUACUACUGCGAUGGAAACCUUUCUUCUACUUUAAAUUUCUUUGAUAAUUAUUAAAAUUAUAUCUCUGCAAUACCAA